Messenger RNA from Alternaria hordeiaustralica, 1221 nucleotides. RefSeq lists its product as uncharacterized. The coding region runs from base 1 to 1221 and encodes 406 amino acids. The transcript has 2 exons. NCBI's taxonomy places the organism in Eukaryota, Fungi, Ascomycota, Dothideomycetes, Pleosporales, Pleosporaceae. The record is from RefSeq and is a predicted model, not a curated record.
AUGGACGUCCUAGGAGUUCAGCCUGGCAGCUCCGCUAGUAAAGCUAUCGCUGUAGACGACGACGAUGAUGAUGAUGAGGACUACGCGGAUGACGGGGAUCGCGAUACACCGAUGUCCAGCAACCCCGAGACGCCUACAAAGAAGCGCAAGCUCGGCGAUACUCCAGGUCCCUCACCAGCUAAGACUCCCAGCCGCCGCGGUCCCCCAAAGACCCCCGAAGGCAAAACAGCAAUGCCAAGCACGGACUUCAGCGAGCUCAGGAAGAAGUUCCUCCUUGAUCAAGUCACGCAACAUUUAGCGGAGAACUCCCAGAGCAAAGUGCCCGGGCAGAUCGAACCGCGCGUCGUCGAUAACAUGAUGCUCGAGACGCUCGAACAUUGGUCGCAACCGCUUCACGAGUUCUUCAACACGCUCGAAGGUCAGAUCGUCGAUCAAAUCAAGGUCGUGUUCCACAAGCACUUUUCCAAGUACCAGGGAUCGAUCUUCUGGCGCACUGCUUGGGAGAUCGUUGAACAAAUGGUCAGCUUGAACUUUACUGAGCAGCGCAGCACCAUGGCCAACGAGAGUCUAAACGACGAGAAGGAAGGCCCUUUCAUCUUUCACGACGAGAUGUUCGAGAUUGAGAAGGAAGCGGUACUAGAACACUAUCGUCAAGCUCGGUUCAAGGCCCGUCUCAAUAUCUACAAGCGCGAUAGAUUGAAGCGUACAGGGAAGGAGACUACCCCGCAAGAAGAAGAUAGGAUGAGGAAGGACGCCAGGGUCAUGGCGGUGUUGAACCAUGAGCCCUACGUCGUCGAGCUCGGAGUUGUGGCGCAGGUCACCACCUACUACAUGCUAGCAGCCCGCCGCUUCCACGACGCUGUGUGUAUGAGGAUCGAAUCGAAGUUCUUCAAACAGCUUCGCACCCAACUUCGCGAUGAACUUGAGGGUGGGCUGGGCAUGAACGACGGCAGCCAAGCCUACGACAACGCCGUUCGCCUCCUCUCCGAAUCCCCACACCGUUUCAAUCUACGCAAAGAGCUCAGCGGUCAGCGUGACUCAUUGCUCAAAGGCCAAGAGAUUCUGCGCGACCUCCAGAAAAAGAAGUACGGUACCGCCAAGUCUUCUGCCGCAACCAACGGUGGCUCGCACACUCGUCGCUCCAGUGCUUCCGGCGGCAUACCCACACCGGUUUCGGCAGAUAUGGAGGACGUAGAUAUGGCAGGCGUUUCGCGUCACUAG